AUGGAACCUGUGAAUCUUACACAAAUUUCAGAGUUUGUUCUUCUGGGAUUUUCAGAGAAACCAGAACUGCAGCCCCUCAUAUUUGGGCUUUUCCUCUCCAUGUACCUGGUCACUGUGUUGGGAAACCUGCUCAUCAUCCUGGCCGUGAGCUCAGACUCCCACCUUAACACACCCAUGUACUUCUUCCUGUCCAACCUGUCCUUGGUAGACAUCUGUUUCACCUCCACCACCAUCCCAAAGAUGCUGGUGAACAUCCAAACACAAAGAAAAGCCAUCACCUAUGCAGGAUGCAUCACCCAGAUGUAUUUUUACAUACUUUUUGCUGGGUUGGAUAUUUUCCUCUUGACUGUGAUGGCCUAUGACCGGUUUGUGGCCAUCUGCCACCCCCUGCACUACACCGUCAUCAUGAACCCCCGGCUCUGUGGACUGCUGGUUCUGAUAUGCUGGAUCAUGAGUGUCCUGCACUCCUUCCUACAAUGCUUAAUGACAUUACGACUGUCCUUCUGCAUGCACGUGGAAAUCCCUCACUUUUUCUGUGAACUCCAUCAGAUGAUCAAACUUGCCUGUUCUGACACAUUUUUAAAUAACAUGGUGACCUAUUUUUCAGCUCUUCUGCUUGGUGGAGUUCCUUUCACUGGGAUUCUUUACUCAUAUUCUAAAAUAGUAUCUUGCAUACAUAUAAUGUCAUCUGCUCAAGGGAAGUAUAGAGCAUUUUCUACCUGUGCGUCUCACCUCUCAGUUGUCUUCUUAUUUUAUUGUACAAGUCUAGGAGUGUACUUCAGCUCUGCUGCUACCCACAAUACACACUCAAGUGCAACAGCCGCAGUGAUAUACUCUGUGGUCACACCCAUGCUGAACCCCUUCAUCUAUAGUCUCAGGAACAAGGACAUUAAACAGGCUCUGAAAGCAUUCUUUGUGAAGGAAACUACCAACAGGUCAUUGUCCUAA
Molecule: messenger RNA, 948 nt
Organism: Myotis brandtii (Brandt's bat)
Lineage: Eukaryota; Metazoa; Chordata; Mammalia; Chiroptera; Vespertilionidae
Product: olfactory receptor-like protein OLF4
Exons: 1
Coding region: 1-948 (315 amino acids)
Biological process (GO): G protein-coupled receptor signaling pathway
Cellular component (GO): membrane
Molecular function (GO): olfactory receptor activity; G protein-coupled receptor activity
Source: RefSeq, a predicted model, not a curated record